AAAAAUGUUUAAUGUCGAAAUAUAUAUGAAAUUAUCAUAAAAUUCGUGUAGUAUUAGUGUAAUUAGUUAUGUGUUAUGUUAAUUAGUGUCACAAAUGUUUCUCUAGUGAAGAAGAAGCAGUCGGCAUGGUGCACCGCAGCGGGUCGGCUUGCUUCAGCCAAACGACAACGGCGUCCGUCGACGGAAGGUCAGACUCUGCGGACGCCAGCGUCAUCAGGGAGCCCGAUCCGGACUGUCUGCCCUUGCUCGAUGCCGGACGGCUGCCCAACGACGACGAUCCGGCAUCGCUCGGAGCCGUCAUCGACUACGCCACUGUGAUAGAGGACGACGACAGCAGGAAAAAUGAUCAGAGUGGUAAAAGUGGUAAAAGUGGUAAAAGUGGUAAAAGUGGUAAUAGUCCGAGUUUGGUUAAAGAUGCCUUGCAGGGUCUGGAAGCCUCUUUACCGCCGGUAGUGGGUGGUAGUGUUGCAGAUCAUGGGACCACCGAGGAUCAGCUGGAGGACGCCAAAUGCAUGGAAGCUAUACCACCUGAUAAGGGAUUAGCGAACUUUGGUUUAGGCAAUCAGCAGGAUGUGAAGCAUGAUGAGGCUCUGGUGGAGACAUCUACUGAGGAUUGUAGUAAAAUAAGUUUAGUCAAAUUAUCCAAAACGGUUGCUAAUAAGACAAAGAAAAAAUCAACAGCAAAAGGUAAAUCACUAAUCAAAAGUUCGAAUGGUUCGAGAAAAAAUAAGCCAAAUGUUAAGAAGCAACAAAACGCCAAGAAUGAAGAGUUGGUUUCACCUAGUAUACUUUCAAAUACACCUGUUGACUUUUCUGAAAUUGUUAGUUUACCAGUCGAUAAAAAGAACGUUAAGAAACCUAAGAAAGCGACAGUCGUGAAAAAAUUUGUAAAACAUACUGCACCCGGGAGUAAACUGAAACCAAAACUAGUACGCAAGAAAACACAUGCAAAGUCUAAAAAGAAACCAGAAUCCCAGUCCCCAGUUGUCGACGACAAAGACGAUCUUCCUAUCGAUGAUCAACCUUUAUCCAAGGUUAAAGAACUGAUAGCCACUAAAGAUCUUUCUGAAGAUUCAAAUGCUCAGUUAGAAAAGACUAUUGGUGUAAGUGAAACGAAGCCGUCUGUCGACAUUGAAGUAAAACUUGCUGCAAAAGUGAUAUUUCCACGCUUAAUUCUUCUUGUGCCUUGA
Molecule: messenger RNA, 1190 nt
Organism: Ctenocephalides felis (cat flea)
Lineage: Eukaryota; Metazoa; Arthropoda; Insecta; Siphonaptera; Pulicidae
Exons: 2
Coding region: 126-1190 (354 amino acids)
Source: RefSeq, a predicted model, not a curated record